Molecule: messenger RNA, 435 nt
Organism: Volvox carteri f. nagariensis
Lineage: Eukaryota; Viridiplantae; Chlorophyta; Chlorophyceae; Chlamydomonadales; Volvocaceae
Exons: 3
Coding region: 1-435 (144 amino acids)
Biological process (GO): intracellular protein transport; vesicle fusion
Cellular component (GO): membrane; SNARE complex; endomembrane system
Molecular function (GO): SNAP receptor activity; SNARE binding
Source: RefSeq, a predicted model, not a curated record
AUGGUUAACCAAGUAAGAGUGAAGAUAUUGCCCAGCGGCAAGGUGCCAGAGAAUUGGGGAAAGGUCCGAGGGUUAAUAUGCAAGACUGGUGGUGAGUUGAUGGACCCGGGCUUCACACAGGCCCAGAUGGCCAUGGUUGACAUCUCAACAUAUUUGGUAAAUGAGCAGGAUAUGGAGAUCCGCAAGAUCUUGAAGACCAUUGAGGAGGUUGUGCAGAUCAUGAAUGAUCUGGACGUGCUGGUGAUCAAGCAGGGAACCAUGCUGGACCGCAUCGACCAAAACAUCACGCAGACAGCCAUCAGGAUGGAAGAUGGCGUCAGGCAGCUCCAGGUGGCAGAGAUGACACAGAAGCGUGGGUGCAUGUUUAUGUGCAUCAUCACACUCAUCCACCUCAUAGUGCUCAUGCUGAUAAUCAUAGUUAUCCGCCACACAUAA